GUUCCAUAAACGCGAAUGCAACAUUACCGUGCAAUCUGCAACCCGGGAAGUCUAAAGGCUCUGCAGACACAAUUUAACGUUCCGUGUGUUGAAUUUAAUGAAUCAUUUCUGCUAGUAGCAAGUCUUUACAUUAGUACUUUACCUCAUUAGUAAACACACGCCUGCAACAAGAUAUCGUUUCAAUUACUGUCGCUCGGGCAUGAGGGAACAUGGUGGCUGCAGUGACUCCAGCAGCGACAUGGAUGAGGAGUUUCCGGUGUUUGACUUCCUGCAGUCGGGUCGACACCCCCACCCAGCUUCCCAGAGCAGCACAGAUAACACACACUCAGGCAAUGUGGGCACAUAUUCAGGAGCGGCUGAUGUAAUGAUGAUCAGCAGCGAUUCUGAUGACGAUGCACCUUAUGUCCCUUUGGCACAGAGACUCAAACAAAGACAGGAAAGUGUGAUUAGUGCCUCCUCGUCUGUCACUAAUGGGAAAGAUGCUGAACACUAUUCGCCAUCCAAACUGGGUGAUCUACAGCUCUCUCGACAGAAUGGCUUGUCAGAGUCAGAGCAGCCGCUCAGCUUCCAUCAGGUGAGAACAGUGAGCCCAGAUGAGGCUGCAGUUUUCCCUCAGCAAGGGCUGCCACCCGCCGACACCAAGAAGAAUGCUGCCAAGCAGACGUUGGAGAUCCAGAGCUCCAGGAAAGAGGUUCUGAUGAAGAAGCAAAACAGGGAGGGCCAUCAGAGGGCCAAGGAGGGGCACCGGCAGGAACAGGAGAGGCAGAGAGCCGAGAGGAAAGCUCUGGCUGAGGCUGCCAAGGCUCUGAGGCCGGAGGAGUGCAUCAAGCACAUGGUGGUGGCUGUCGACCCAGCUCUCUUACAGCUGGAAGGAGGCGGGACUCUGCUGGCGGCGCUGCAGGAUCUGGGCUGUAACUGCGCCAUCGAGAAACAAGGCAUCCCACGCAGUGUGAGCUGGAUGAGGAGGGCCCCCUGUGCACAGCCAGAGGAUGCAGAGUGUGUACGAGAGGCACUUGUUGUGAUGCAGAUGACUGUUGAUGACUUCAUCACUCUGACCCACAGCUACUGUGUCCGGCGCAGCGGCCAUGGUGCAGGCUCCGGUCCCACGCUGAGCUCCUGGGUGCAGCAGCAUCAGACACGUCACCCUGCUAAGACCCUCAGCCUGGUGGUCCUCGACCUGGAGAAAUACUUCAGAUCGCAGAAGUCACAAACAAAGAAACAGAAUGGAGGUGAGGAGGGGGGAGUGAAGAAGAGGAGGAAAAACGGAGGAGCCCAGAUUCUCCCUGAGGUGUCCCGGGUCGACCUGGAGGAGGCAGUGGUGCAUCUCCAGCUCCACAAUGGUGUCUCUGUCUGCUUCCUGUCAACCUGGAAGGACUUCUCAGAUCACAUCACCAUGACAACCAAAGCUGUUGCAGAAGCCCCGUUCAAGCAAGAGAGGGAGAAGACAGGCUUCUCCUUCUAUCUCGAGAGUGAGUGGGCGGGGGGGCAGCGAGUGGAUAAGGCUGGGAAGGGGCUGCUGCAGGUGUGGAGGAGACAGAUCCAGCAGCUAAACAGAGUCAGUCCGGACAUGGCCUCCGCCCUCCUGGCAGCGUAUCCCUCCCCACAGCUGCUUCACAAGGCCUACAGUCGAUGUCAGAGUGAGCGUGAGAGUGUUUCUCUGCUGUCUGAGCUGCUGAUCCGCAGAGGAGAAGGCGUUACCUCCACGACCCGCCACGUCGGCCCCGAGCUGUCCAGACGCCUCUUCCUGCUUAUGACCUCCUGUGACCCCGAGAACACCCUGGACUCCACUGUCUGACCUUUGCCUUACAUUUGUAUCAACAUCGGACUUAUCGCCCUCUCUGUUCACAAGAUGGAGUUUCAUACUAUGCAGUUAGAAUUCUGUUUUAAUUACAUUUCUGUUUUAUUUUUCCAUAAAGUUAUUUUAAUUAAAAAAUCAAAUUUCUCUUGUCAGAUUCCGCUCAUCUGACCGGUUCAUGCCAAAUGUACACUCGCCAUGCGCGCUCUAGAGAUGGUGGGAAACAUAAAUAUACAUAGCCUUCAGUUUAAUAAAUAAUGAUGAUGAAGUAGAAAGUAAAGACAGGAGUCCCAAGGAUAAUUCUCUAGCUUCAGUCGGCUAGCUUACAUGUGAGGCUGUGCUACGCUCUUGAUAUUGGGGGAAGAGAAGUAGCAAAUGACAGGUUUGUUUGCGUUGUUACUUAGGAGAUAUUUAAAAUACUUGGUUAAGUUAAUAGAUAGCAGUAGCUCCCUGUAAAAGCUACUGUAGCAAACGGCAUAGGGAUCUUCUUCCAUAUCUGCAGAUAAAGGCAUCCUUAUCAUGGCUAUGUUCUUUAGAGCUUUCUUGAAUCCACUCUCAUUCAUUCACUAAACUUGAUAUCGAUGUUGUCCCUCAGCCACGGGUAUACAAACUGCUUUGAAGCUAGUGGCCUUAAAUAUAUACUGUGCAGUAAGAAAACAUUGUUUAUCCAGGGGUUAUAUAUCUGUUCAAGUAAUCAUUUAAAAAAAGGUUUUGAAAGUUUGAA
Molecule: messenger RNA, 2519 nt
Organism: Gymnodraco acuticeps
Lineage: Eukaryota; Metazoa; Chordata; Actinopteri; Perciformes; Bathydraconidae
Product: crossover junction endonuclease EME1-like
Biological process (GO): resolution of meiotic recombination intermediates; double-strand break repair; replication fork processing
Cellular component (GO): Holliday junction resolvase complex; nucleus
Molecular function (GO): DNA binding; nuclease activity
Source: RefSeq, a predicted model, not a curated record